Nerophis lumbriciformis (worm pipefish) is the source of this 1509-nucleotide messenger RNA. Its product is annotated as ELAV-like protein 1-B. Lineage: Eukaryota; Metazoa; Chordata; Actinopteri; Syngnathiformes; Syngnathidae. The record is from RefSeq and is a predicted model, not a curated record. Gene Ontology annotation, molecular function: RNA binding. Gene Ontology annotation, cellular component: ribonucleoprotein complex.
AAGAUGAAGAAGAAGCAGACGAAGAAGAAGAAGAAAACGACGAGGACGACGACGCAGACAGAAUUGCAGCAUUGUCUCCGCGUGACCCCUCCUAUGUGCAACAUUUAACCUUAGCCACCCGUUUUGUACUUUUAUUUGAAGAAAUACAACAUCUCCAGCUUCGUGCGAAACCUUCACGGUCCGUCAUCUUCGAAAGUUCCAGAGAAAGGCAUCAGUCGCAUCAGUGGUUGCCAUGGCGCUGAGACGAGGACACAUUAGGUACUUGAAGGUCUGCGAGGUGCAAUCGUCUCAGAACGACACCAGAGACUCCCAAGGAGCCAGUGCAAAGGAGAUGUACGACAACGGCUACAAUGACCAGAUGAUGGAGGACGACAACUCCAGAACCAACCUGAUCGUCAACUACCUGCCGCAGAGCAUGAACCAGGACGACCUUCGCACCCUGUUCAGUAACGUUGGCGAGUUGGAGUCGGCUAAGCUGAUCAGGGACAAAGUUGCAGGCAACAGUUUAGGUUACGGCUUUGUUAACUUUGUUAACGCUAGUGAUGCCGAGAGGGCAAUCAGUUCCCUCAACGGCCUGAGGCUACAGUCUAAAACUAUCAAGGUGUCGUUUGCACGUCCGAGCUCGGACACCAUUAAAGAUGCUAAUCUGUACAUUAGCGGUCUGCCACGCAAUCUGGGCCAACAGGAACUGGAAGACAUGUUUACUCCCUACGGACACAUCAUCAAUUCUCGGGUGCUGGUGGACCAGGCGUCAGGUGAUCACUCGCUCUGUCUGUCGCGGGGCGUGGCCUUCAUCAGAUUUGACAAAAAGGCGGAGGCCGAGGACGCCGUCAAACACCUGAACGGGUACACACCUGCCGGCAGCCUUGAGCCUAUCACGGUCAAGUUUGCCGCCAAUCCCAACCAGGCCAGGAACUCGCAGCUGAUGUCGCAAAUGUACCACGGCCAAUCGCGGCGUUUUGGAGGACCAGUGCACCACCAGGCACAGAGGUUCAGGUUCUCGCCAAUGAGUGUCGACCACAUGAGCGGAGGGGGCGGAGUUUCCGGGGGAUCGUCAGGCUGGUGCAUCUUCAUCUACAACCUGGGCCAGGAGGUGGACGAGGCCAUCCUCUGGCAGCUCUUCGGGCCUUUCGGCGCCGUUGUCAAUGUGAAGGUGAUCCGUGAUUUCAACACCAAUAAGUGCAAAGGCUUCGGCUUCGUGACCAUGACCAACUACGAGGAGGCCGCCAUGGCCAUCCAUAACCUGAACGGCUACAGACUGGGAGACAAAGUCCUCCAAGUGUCUUUUAAGACCAGCAAAGGUCACAAGUAGAGAACACUUCAGUGUUCAUGAGAAGGUUUAGCGAGUUUUGCAAAUGUUAUUGAAGCUUCUGAGCAGGUUUUGUUGUCCACCUCAUAAUUAUCUCAAACAUAUUUGACAGCUGUUUAGUCCAAAGUAAGGAUUGUCAGUGUAAGCUGUUUUUUUUUUGUCUCAUGGUGGAGAGAAUAAAGACUAUUUGUCUAAAUUGA